UGUUAAUCUGUCGAUCACUGUUGGUCCCUUCGAAUCUUCGUCUUGCGGCAGACACCUCUGUCGAAAUGAGAGCGGCUAUACUUUGUACCGGAGCGUCUCUCCUCGUGUGCUUCGUCACCGCGGCCGCUCCACUGGGCGCAGGUCGUUCAUGGCAACGCCGGAAUUCAGGAGGGCCGUGCACGUAGGCAACGUGGCGUUCAACAGCGGCCGCGAAGUGGCUUCGCAUCUCCUGGCCGACGUCAUGCGGUCCGUGAAGCCCUCGUUCGUCUCGCUUCUCGAGAGGGACUGCCGGGUGCUCGUCUACAGCGGCCAGCUGGACGCGGUCGUCCCGCAUUCGCUCGCGGCCAACUUCCUCGGCAGCCUGCAGUGGUCGGGGACGGAGUCCUUCGACGCCGCCCGCCGCAGGGUGUGGAGGGCGCACGGCGGCUCCGGCGUAGCCGGCUACGUCAAGAGAGCCGGCAACCUGUUCCAAGUGGUGGUCAUGGGCGCGGGACACUUUGUGGCGUACGAUCAACCGGAAGCGGCACUGGACAUGAUGUCGAGGUUCAUAAACGGCAGUUCUUUUGAGUAGCACGCAACAGCCUGGGAAGGGACGCCGCGCGCGCUUGACAUUUGUAAAGUGCUCAUUUCGUUUAUUUUACCUUAAGGGCCCGUAGGCAUUACAUAAGGCAUUACGCAAUUUAUGCCUAUAUUUCAGCAUAUAUUUAUCACAUAUUUCUAU
Molecule: messenger RNA, 721 nt
Organism: Dermacentor andersoni
Lineage: Eukaryota; Metazoa; Arthropoda; Arachnida; Ixodida; Ixodidae
Source: RefSeq, a predicted model, not a curated record